This is a messenger RNA of Hydra vulgaris (swiftwater hydra), 608 nucleotides long. Its product is annotated as ubiquitin-like protein 4A. Lineage: Eukaryota; Metazoa; Cnidaria; Hydrozoa; Anthoathecata; Hydridae. Gene Ontology annotation, cellular component: BAT3 complex. Gene Ontology annotation, biological process: tail-anchored membrane protein insertion into ER membrane; post-translational protein targeting to endoplasmic reticulum membrane. Gene Ontology annotation, molecular function: protein-folding chaperone binding. The record is from RefSeq and is a predicted model, not a curated record.
UUUCUUUCGGUGUUAAUAAAAAUUUCAAAAUAAGCAUUUCGCGCACUAUAAAAAUUCGUAAUCAACAAAGACCAAAGUUAACAUAAAAAAUGGAACUAACCAUUAAAAUAUUAGGAGGCGAAGAAUAUAAUGUUACAGUAGAUCAGACACAACCAAUUUUGUAUUUAAAGAAACUUGUUGAGAAAAAGUAUGGUAUUCCUACUACCCAACAAAAGCUAUUGUAUAUUGGAAAGACUUUAGGAGAUGAAAAAACCAUCUCAGAAUGUGGCAUACGGUGCAAAUCAAAAAUCAAUCUUAUUGUCAUGAAAAAUGUUACCGACUCCUCUUCUAAAUACACCAGCGAAGAUUUUUGGAAGACACUUGAAGCUGUUCUACUAAAAUAUCACAGCCAUAGCGUUGCACAAAAUAUAAUAUCACAAUUUGAAAAGGAUUAUAAGCAUCUUAUUGCAACAAUGAGUUUGGAUGAUAUUGAGCGAAUCGCUUCCAGAAGUUUAAAACUGUAACAAACUUUUUUUUUUGAUUUAGCAAUCAAGUUUUGUUGCUAUUUGUUUUGCAAUUUUUAAUAUUGUAUUUUCUGUUAUUACGAGUUCCAAUAAAUUUUUUAAUAA